Drechmeria coniospora is the source of this 1938-nucleotide messenger RNA. Its product is annotated as orotidine-5'-phosphate decarboxylase. The transcript is spliced from 3 exons. Gene Ontology annotation, molecular function: orotidine-5'-phosphate decarboxylase activity. Gene Ontology annotation, cellular component: cytosol. The record is from RefSeq and is a predicted model, not a curated record. Lineage: Eukaryota; Fungi; Ascomycota; Sordariomycetes; Hypocreales; Ophiocordycipitaceae. The coding region runs from base 1 to 1938 and encodes 645 amino acids. Gene Ontology annotation, biological process: 'de novo' UMP biosynthetic process; 'de novo' pyrimidine nucleobase biosynthetic process.
AUGCUCGCAAGCACUGUACUUGUACUUACUUAUGACUUGCCACCGAUCCGAUUGGCAAUGACCGCUUCUGCUCGUCGCUCACCACCUCACAACUCGCCAUCCAGCAGCCUCGCUCUCCGUCUGAUCCUACGACGACAACCUUCACCUCCACCUCCGCCUCCACUUCUCCCCGCUCGCUUCGCAUCCAAGUCGGGCUCUCAGCGUACGACCAAGCCUGCUCGAACUCCUCUCCCUCGACGACCGCUCGACGCCGACGCCGACGCCGAUCCCGACCACGACGCCGGCUCCGCGCUCCCGACAUCGACGACGACGACGACGACGACGGAUAGGCUGGACGACGGGACCGACGGGAAAAUGACGCCGCAUCCGACGCUCAAGGCGACGUGCGCCUCCAGGUCGGAGACGGCCACCCACCCGCUCACCUCGUAUCUCUUCAAGCUGAUGGACCUCAAGGCGUCCAACCUCUGCCUGAGCGCCGACGUGGCCACGGCGCGGGAGCUGCUCUACUUUGCCGACAAGAUCGGCCCGUCCAUCGUCGUGCUCAAGACGCACCACGACAUGGUCUCGGGCUGGGACUUUCACCCCCAGACGGGCACGGGCGCGAGGCUCGCCUCGCUGGCGCGCAAGCACGGCUUCCUCAUCUUCGAGGAUCGCAAGUUCGGCGACAUCGGCAACACGGUCGAGCUGCAGUACACGGCAGGCUCGGCCCGCAUCAUCGAGUGGGCGCACAUCGUCAACGUCAACAUGGUGCCCGGCAAGGCGUCGGUGACGUCGCUGCAGAGCGCGGCGACGCGCUGGCUCGAGCGGUACCCGUACGAGGUCAAGACGUCGGUCUCGGUCGGCACCCCGACGGCCGACCAGUUCGACGACGCCGACUCGGCGCCGAGCCAGGACGGCCAGGACGGCCGCGACGGCCGCGACGACCGCGACGACCGCGACCUCCUGGCCCGGCGGCCCGGCGACGGGCGCAAGGGCAGCAUCGUCUCCGUCACCACGGUGACGCAGCAGUACGAGCCGGCCAACUCGCCCCGGCUGACCAAGAACGCGUCGGGCGUCGAGGUGGCGCCCUUCCCGGGCAUCGAGGAGCCGCCCAUGACGCGCGGCCUGCUGAUCCUGGCCCAGAUGUCGAGCGAGGGCAACUUCAUGAACGCCGAGUACACGCGCGCCUGCGUCGAGGCGGCCCGGGAGCACAAGGACUUUGUCAUGGGCUUCGUCUCGCAGGAGAGCCUGAACGCGGAACCCGAGGACCAGUUCAUCCACAUGACGCCCGGCUGCCAGCUGCCGCCCCACGACGAGGACCAGAACGGCGCCGUCGAGGGCGACGGCAAGGGCCAGCAGUACAACACGCCGCAGAAGAUCAUAUCCGUCGCCGGCACCGACGUCGUCAUCGUCGGACGGGGCAUCCUCAAGGCCGGCGACGUCGAGGAGGAGGCCGAGAGGUACCGGUCGGCCGCCUGGAAGGCCUACACGGAGCGCGUGUCUCACGCGGCCCGCGCCAUGCCCGUCGGCGGCGAGGAGGAAGAGGUGGAGGGGAGCCGUGCCGGUGCCGUCCGUCCCGUCGCCGGUGGCCGGUCGAGACGCGGAACCUGUGACGAUGUGCUCGGAUAUGACUGUUUUGUUUGGGGCCAGGAAGCAUGGCUGGCCGAGGGAAGAAGCUUUGGGCCUUUUGCCGGGAACGAAUGUAUGCUUGCUUUACCCGUACCUCUCGCACGCAAUCCAACCACCCCCUCCCUGACCACGGCGACGCUCGAGCUCUCGGAGCCGCACCGGGUACGUGCUCCUUAUCAUCUGGCGUCUACGAACAGAACCCCUCCCCCCCUCUCAUUGCCUUGCCACCCACUCCCAUCCGGGUGGCUCAGCGUCGACUCGGCUUCGAUGGCGGCCCUGGAAAAGGAAGCACUCGCCCGCCCGCCCAGCGACGGCAACCAGGAGAGGUGA